AUGGCUCCUUCCGGUCCCUUUUCAGUUACCGUUCAUCCUUUCGAGUCCAAGACUCGAGCCUCUUGCGCAUACGAGAUUGGACUUGCCUCAGCUAAGAAUGCUGUCAUCUUCAUCGGUGGUCUCACAGAUGGUCCUCACACUAUCCCCUACACCCGGCUCCUAGCUCAGCGACUGGAGGAGGCCAAGGAACUUGGUUACUCUGUUUUCGAGAUCCGCAUGCGCAGCUCCUUUAUCGGAUUUGGUAUCUCAAGCCUUUCCAACGAUGUGGAGGACAUCUCCUCUUUGGUCAAGUAUCUUCGAAGCAUCGGCAAGGAGAAGAUUGUCCUGUUUGGUUCUUCCACUGGUUGCCAGGACUGCAUCGAGUACACCAACUAUGCCAAGCACAACAAUGAGCGUGUCGACGGCUUCAUCAUGCAAGGCCCCAUCUCGGAUCGCGAGACACUGGACCUCAUUAUGCCUGAUCCUCAGCCAAGCCUUGAUCUUGCGGCCAAGAUGAUUGCCGAGGGAAAAGAAGGCGACUGUAUGCCUUUUGAUAUGAUUCCCGCCGUCUUGGGGGCACCCAUCUCGGCCUAUCGAUUCCAGUCUCUUGCUGCCCCAGGAGGUGAUGACGAUUACUUCUCGUCCGAUCUUGACGAGGAGAGAGUUGCAGCGAACUGGGCGCGCUUCGAGAAGCCAGUUCUGGUUCUUCACUCUGGAAAUGACGAGUAUGUGCCUGAGCGCGUUGACCAGGCAGCUCGCAACAAGAAGUACCAGGAACUGAACCCAGUAGUAAGCCCCUUGUCGGGGCUUAUUCCUGGCGCAAGUCACACUGUUGACCAGCCUGAGGCUCAGGAAUGGCUUACCAAGCGGGUGAUUGAGUUCCUGGGAACUCUUGCAAAGUAA
Fusarium keratoplasticum is the source of this 882-nucleotide messenger RNA. RefSeq lists its product as uncharacterized. The coding region runs from base 1 to 882 and encodes 293 amino acids. The record is from RefSeq and is a predicted model, not a curated record. Lineage: Eukaryota; Fungi; Ascomycota; Sordariomycetes; Hypocreales; Nectriaceae. The transcript is spliced from 3 exons.